Molecule: messenger RNA, 618 nt
Organism: Aspergillus bombycis
Lineage: Eukaryota; Fungi; Ascomycota; Eurotiomycetes; Eurotiales; Aspergillaceae
Product: GLTP domain-containing protein
Exons: 4
Coding region: 1-618 (205 amino acids)
Biological process (GO): ceramide transport; intermembrane lipid transfer
Cellular component (GO): cytosol; membrane; cytoplasm
Molecular function (GO): ceramide 1-phosphate binding; ceramide 1-phosphate transfer activity
Source: RefSeq, a predicted model, not a curated record
AUGGCUUCCCAGACCUGGUUUGAUGGCCUUAAGAGGUCCUUCGCCGAUGUUCCCGUUGGCGCAGAUAACUCCAUCUCUACCACCGAGUUCCUUGAAGCCGCCGAAUCCCUGACUACUCUGUUCGAUGUGCUCGGAUCUAAAGCUUUCUUUCCUGUUAAGAAUGACCUCCUUGGAAAUGUCAAGAAACUCAAAGACCGGCAGCUGGCUGCCCCGGCCGAGUCUGAGACUGUCCAGUCUCUCUCUAUAAAUGAGCUGAAGACCAAGAAGCACACCGCCUCUGAGGGCCUGCUCUGGCUUGUUAGGGGUCUUGACUUCACUGCCCAAUCCCUCCGCCGCCACGUCGACAACUCCUCCGAGAAGCUCGCCGACUCCUUCCGCGGAGCCUACGGCGUUACCCUCAGCAAGCACCACGGUUGGGCUAUAAAGCCGGUCUUUAACCUGGCCAUGGGUGCUGCUCCUGACAAUGAGUCCUUCUACAAGUCCCUGGCUUCCAGUGUCUCUGUCUCCGACGAGGUCAAGGCGAAGAUCCAGGAGCAGUUAGCCCGCGAGGUGAAGGCUCUGGAGAACAUCGUUUCCAUUCUUCAGAAGUUCCAGGAGCAGCCAGACGCCAAGUGGUAA